Messenger RNA from Debaryomyces hansenii CBS767, 906 nucleotides. Its product is annotated as tRNA methyltransferase. Gene Ontology annotation, biological process: tRNA methylation; cytoplasmic translation. Gene Ontology annotation, molecular function: tRNA methyltransferase activity. NCBI's taxonomy places the organism in Eukaryota, Fungi, Ascomycota, Pichiomycetes, Serinales, Debaryomycetaceae. The record is from RefSeq and is a predicted model, not a curated record. Bases 1 to 906 code for a protein of 301 amino acids. Gene Ontology annotation, cellular component: cytoplasm. The transcript has a single exon.
AUGGGUAAAUCAAGUAAGGAUAAAAGAGAUCUUUAUUAUAGAAGAGCAAAAGAAGAAGGAUGGAGGGCGAGAUCUGCAUUUAAGCUUCUUCAGUUGAACGAACAAUUUCAAUUGUUCAAAGGUGUCAAAAGAGUAGUUGACUUAUGUGCUGCACCAGGAUCGUGGUCCCAGGUAUUAUCUCGUGAAUUAUUUGAAAAUCAAAAACAAGCAGAUGCUAAGAUCGUAUCGGUCGAUUUACAACCAAUGACACCAAUAGAGGGGGUGACAACGUUACAGGCAGAUAUAACUCAUCCGAAGACCUUACAAAAAAUUCUUGAGAUUUUUGGAGGAGAACCUGCAGAUUUUGUUUGCAGUGAUGGGGCACCCGACGUUACUGGUUUACACGAUUUGGAUGAGUACAUUCAGGCUCAGUUGAUCUUGUCAGCGUUACAAUUAACUACGUGUAUUUUGAAACCGGGUGGAGCUUUUGUUGCGAAAAUUUUCAGAGGAAGAGACAUUGACUUAUUGUAUAGCCAGUUGAGUUACUUAUUUGAAAGAGUCAUCUGUGCCAAACCAAGAUCUUCUAGGGGUACCUCAUUGGAAGCUUUCAUUGUAUGUUUAGGAUACAAACCAAGAGAAGGCUGGAAUCCAAUUUUAGACUUGACAAAGUCAACGGAAGAAUUUUUUGAAGGUGCCAAUAUUGGUAGAAGCGAUAAUUUGGAGCAUUUGGAUCUUCCGGAAGACGAAGAGAGAUUGAUAGCAAAAUUUGUUGCUUGCGGUGAUUUAAAUGAUGUUGAUUCAGAUGCAACAUAUACUUUGGAUACAAAUUUUAAGAAAUUGGCCUUGGAUCCUGUUCAAAUGCCAACCGCACCUCCUUAUAAAAAGGCAUUAGAGAUGAAGAGAAGGGGUGAUUUGGUGAGAAGAUGA